This is a messenger RNA of Pisolithus orientalis, 3015 nucleotides long. RefSeq names its product Piwi-domain-containing protein. Bases 1 to 3015 code for a protein of 1004 amino acids. Gene Ontology annotation, molecular function: protein binding; RNA binding. NCBI's taxonomy places the organism in Eukaryota, Fungi, Basidiomycota, Agaricomycetes, Boletales, Pisolithaceae. The record is from RefSeq and is a predicted model, not a curated record. The transcript is spliced from 8 exons.
AUGAGCAACAGAGGAAGUUUCCGUGGCUCCGCUCGUGGCGGUGCCCCUAGAGGUGGAGGUUUUACAGGCAACCGAGGUGGAGGGCCCGGAGGUGGAAGUUUCGCAGGCAACCGAGGUGGAGGGCCCGGAGGUGGAAGUUUUUCAGGCAACCGGGGUGGAGGGCCUGGAGGUGGGGGUUUCCGAGGUGGUCCGCCCGACCGAGGUGCCUUCAGGGGUGGCUAUGCCCAAAGCGGUGGUGGUCAACAACGUGGUCCAGGCGGUGGGCCAACAGGUGCAGGGGCUCCUGGAGAUAGGAUUUUCGGAAGCCCUGCACCUGUUGACCAACGCCUUCAGGCCUCAGACGCACUUGUACAGGUUCUGAAGAAGUUGCCAUACAGUCCAGAGCGUCCUCACCGCCCCGGUUUUGGUACACUGGGAACUCCAAUUACAGUGCGGGCGAACUUCUUCGCAGUCAAGUUCAAAAAACAGUUCAUCUAUGAUUACGCCGUCGCAAUCACUCCAGACAACAAAGCGAAGCAUCCUCAAUGGCGCGAAUUCGUGCCGUUCAUCGUCCAUGACAAAAGUGCCAAGUUGGUUUCGGCCAAGGAACUUCCACGGUCGUUGGAGGUUCCAGUCGUAUUCACUGAAGAGGGCGAGACUCGGCCUUCCCCGCCCGAGGAUAAAUACACGUUCAAGUUUGAGUUGAAACACAAGCUGGACACCCGUGAAUUGGACAGAUUCCUGAACGGUGAAACAUCACUCCGCAACUAUGAUUUCUCUCUCGUGAUGGCGGCAUACAAUUUAGUACUGCAGUCUCAUGCUUCCCGCAAUGGAGUCCGUAUCGGGGGCAAAGGCGACAGUGGUGGUCGACACUUCUUUUCUCCUAGAGAGGGGGAAAGAUUUGAUCUCUCUUCAGGGGUGGUGGCGUGGAAGGGCUUUUUCAUGUCUGCUCGCCCUGUCUACAAGGAGUUGAUGGUGAACAUUGGAGUUUGUAUGACUCCUUUCUACGAACCUGGUAACUUGGCGGAUGCCAUCCUCCAGUUUCAGGGGCGUUCUCAAGGCGCUGCACUACAAAGAUUCGCCCAGAAGCUGAAGGUUACGACAACGCACCUCGGCUAUAAGAGCACCAAGCAGUUACAGAAGAUCGCGACCACAUCUGCAAGGAAGACGUUCUUUCCAUGUGACGAGUUCAACAACCCCAAGAUGUCUGUCGAAGAUUAUUUCAAAAGAAAGUACAAGAUCGCGUUGAGACACGCGGACGACCUUCCUGUUGUCGAUCUAGCUGGCAAGAAUGCGAAGCAUCCCAUCUACGUUCCCGCUGAAUUGUGCCAAAUUGCAAGUGGCCAACCGUUUAGGGGGAAACUCAGCGAGACCGAAACACAGAAGAUGAUUCGCUAUGCGUGCAAUCCUCCGGCGGACAAUGCUCGCGCCAUUACCGGUCGUGGACUUGCCGAUCUCGGCUUGAGCCAGACCAACAAUACGGUCCUUCACAACUUUGGGAUCGAGAUUGAUCACAACAUGACCGUUAUUCCCGCUCGGGAAUUGCCACCGCCAAAAGUCAACUACGCCGCCGGUCGUCCUCCGAAUGUCAGAGACGGUAGCUGGAACAUCUUGGACGUUAAGUUCCAUCAAGGCGCGACGGUUAAAUCGUGGUGUGUUCUUGUGGUUCUCGAUGGCCGACCAGCCUUCGGUGGCAAUCCAAAUGACCAAACCUUGACGUCAGUAUGGCAAGGGUUUGCCGAGAAGUGCCGGCGUAGCGGUAUGAAGGUGGAGAAGGAUCCCAAAGUUUUAUUCACUCCCCAGCUUCCGCCGCAGGCAGGGGAUCCCAACCGCCAACGGGCUCUCAAUAUGAUCCGCCAGACUAUUGUCGGAAGCAACAAUCCACGAGACAAGCCGUCCUUUAUCCUCGUACUCUUGUCGGGACGGGAUAAUUUCAUUUAUCCAGGCAUCAAGCGGCUGUGUGACGUGGACCUGGGUGUUCACACCCUUCACAUGUUAACUGAGAAGGUUUUGAAGGAUCAACGCAAGCAGGAUCAGUACUUCUCGAACGUUGCUCUUAAACUCAACAUCAAGUUAGGUGGUACUAACCACUUACUGGACCCCGCAAGCACCAAAUGGCUCACGCAGAAAAAGACAAUGGUAUUGGGUAUGGACGUAACCCACCCGAGUCCAGGUAGUCUUGAAGGCACUCCGUCUAUUGCUGCGGUUGUGGGAAGUGUCGACGAUAAAUUCGUCCAAUUCCCUGCGAGUUUACGCUGCCAAGAGUCAAAGAAAGAGAUGAUGGGCGAAAAAGGAACGGAAUCAAAGAAAGAGACGAUCACCCAUUUGACUGAAAUGAUCACCGAAAGAUUGCACCGAUAUCGAGAGGUCAGUAAAGCCUUACCGGAUCGCGUCUUCGUGUAUCGCGACGGUGUAUCGGAGGGUCAGUUCGACCAGGUUUUGGAAGUGGAGCUCCCUGAUAUCCUGGAUGCCUUCCGGCGUGUGCCUCCCGGUGUUAACGGGGGGAAGCCGUAUCGCCCUGCACUGACCAUCAUCAUCUGCGGGAAACGUCACCAUGUGAAAUUCUUUCCUGACAGGUCCGAGUUUGCUGACAGGAACGGUAAUACUCGCCCUGGAACUGUCGUCGAUAAGGGCAUCACGUCCAUCUUUGACUUCGAUUUCUACCUCCAAGCACACGCAGGCCUCCAGGGCCAUGUCAAAGGCACCCAUUACACCGUGGUGUACGAUGAGAACAGACUCGGGGCCGACGAAGUUCAACAAGGUCUAAACACCGCAAGUUACUUGUAUGCGCGUGCGACCAAGGCCGUGAGUCUCGUACCCGCAGCCUACUACGCCGAUUUGGCAUGCGAACGUGGUCGCUACUAUCUCAACGAAUUCCUCAAAGCAGACGACAAGUCGAGCACUCUGGUCUCGAGAGGGAGUGGUCAGUCUAAGCAAGCGAAAGAAGAGGCUAGGCGUAAAGUGUACGACGAUGCGGUGAAAGCAUGGGGUACGGGCGUGCAUCGAGAUUUGAAGAAUUCCAUGUUUUACAUUUGA